Molecule: messenger RNA, 2754 nt
Organism: Entamoeba invadens IP1
Lineage: Eukaryota; Evosea; Mastigamoebida; Endamoebidae
Product: Rho/RAC guanine nucleotide exchange factor, putative
Exons: 5
Coding region: 1-2754 (917 amino acids)
Molecular function (GO): guanyl-nucleotide exchange factor activity
Source: RefSeq, a predicted model, not a curated record
AUGUCGUCAAUUUUCAAUCCCCACAAGCGUCGGGCGUCUGUGGCCAAAGAAAAGGAAAAAGACAAAGACAAAAAAAGAGAGCGUAAGGGUUCUCAAUCUGAAGAUGAACGGAAAGAGAAUGAAAAAAAGGAGAUGGAAUUCCUAUCGAAAAAUUACACGUCGGACUUUGUAAAAUACAAACUUGACAACCAACCAGGCGAGCUCAUCACGUGCAGUGAGUGUAUCAAGCUUGUGAUGAAAAAUGUUUCUACAGCUUCCGAAAGAGCCGGUGAUACUUUAGAAAAGUUUUUGGAUUCGGUACGUAAUCGAACGAUGACGGAAGAGAACAAGUCCCAUUUCAAGAUGGUUGUUGCUGAAAUGCUUUCAACGGAAAAGAUCCACUUAACUGGUCUAGACAUAUUAAACACAGUCUUUUUGGAGCCGAUGAAGAAGGUAGGAAGUGAUGAAGCCAAAAGUGUCGCAUCGAAUGUGCAAGGCUCUAUUAACAUCGUCGUACAGCUUCACACCAAAUUCCGAUCGAUCAUGGAAGAAAGUUUUAAAGAUCUUUCCCCGGAGGGUCUUCCCCUCUUUAACACCCAAUUCUCUAAACAACUUUCACUUUUGAAAAUGGGGUCGAGUUAUAUGACAAAGUAUACACAGUACUUAGAACAGACGACUAAUAUACUCAAGAAGGAAAAGGAUGUUGUCAAAGCACAGAACAAAGCAAAGGAAGACUAUAUUGCUGCACACUCUGAUGUUAAUAAUAUCCAAGCCAUCUCAUUCUAUUUGAUUCUUCCUAUUCAAAGAAUUCCAAGAUACGAACUCUUGAUCAGAGAUAUGCUUAAAGACGCGGGUAAAGACUACUCGGGCCUUGAAAGUCUGAUUAAAGCUUAUAAUGAUGCUAAAGAGAGUGCAAAGGCAUCAAACACACUUAAAACACAACUUGAAGAACAAGACAAAUUGAAGUUCUUAAAAGGGAUCAUUAAGGGAUCUCUGAAAUUUGGAGAGUCGACCACAAGAAAGUUCAUGUGCUGCGGACCAAUGUACUGGAUCCCAAAUUUGCAGGAACCACCAAAAGAGCUUUUCUAUUACUUCUUGUUCAACGACAUUUUGAUCCAAACGAAGCCAAAGAAGUUCCAUGGAGAGUCUGUUAAGAAGCAAGAUGGGGAUAUGGCGUCUUGGUUGUAUAGUAGAGAAGUAGACAUGGAGAUGAAAGAUUUAGAGAAUUGUCAGUUUGAAGUGACGGAUGAGUGGGACGUCAGUGCUGGGUGGUGGAUUGUUAGUAUCAAAGGGUCAUCAGCCGUUCCAUACCCAAUCAACUUGUUGAUGAACAAUUUGGGACUGAACUGGAAAUUUGCGGUGAACACUGAAGAAGAAAAGAACUGUUGGGAGAGUAUCAUCUACGACCAGGUACUUGCAAGAAAGAAAACACUUGAAAACUUGUCGACACGAAAGAAACACUCGACGACUGUUUCGACAGUGACCCCCACCAUUAGACAAAAAUUUGUGACCAUAGAUUCGGAGUUUAUUAAGUACAAAGUGCCAAAUAAUAUGGAAUUGGUGACAUGUGGAGAUACCAUUAAAAACGUAAUUAAGUCGGUGAUAGCGACGUGUAACUCCUCGAGUGACAAUGUUGUGAAAAUGAAGGAGUACGUGCACAACAGAACGAUGACGGAUGAGAACAAGUCCCAUUUCAAAAUGGUGUACAAUGAAAUGCUGUCUUCAGAGAAGGUCCACUAUCUUGGGUUUGACAUUCUGGAUAAAGUGUAUUUGGAACCAAUGAAAAAUGCUGGAAGUUCGGAAGCGAAAAGUGUUGCGACGAGUAUUGAAAGCGCAAUUAAGAUGUUGGGCUCAGUCAGUAAAAACUUCCAAGCGCUCAUGGAAGAAGGGUUGAAGGACUUGACUAAAAGUGGUCUUCCCCAGUUUAAUGCUAAGUUCACUGGUCAACUUGGUCUGUUGAAAAUGGGUUCGAGUUACAUUACUAAGUAUACACAGUACUUAGAACAGACGACUAAUAUACUCAAGAAGGAAAAGGAUGUCGUCAAAGCACAAGACAAAGCAAAGGAAGACUACAUGGCCGCACACUCUGAUGUAAAAAACAUCCAAGCCAUCUCAUUCUAUUUGAUUCUUCCUAUUCAAAGAAUUCCAAGAUACGAACUCUUGAUCAGAGAUAUGCUUAAAGAUAUCGGCAAAGAUUAUGCGGCAAUGGACAAUUUGAUUAAAGCAUUUGAAGUCGCGAGAGAUAGCGCAAAGGCAUCAAACACACUUAAAACACAACUUGAAGAACAAGACAAAUUGAAAGCGGUGUUAAGCAUGAUUGACAUUCAACUCGAUGUUCUUCCAAGCCGAAGGUUCCUUUGUUGCGGCCCGCUGUAUUUGGUAGUUAAUUUGGUCAGUCGCCCGACGGCACAGAACUUCUUCUUUUUAUUCACCGAUCGGUUGAUUGGGUGUAAUGUGAAAAAAAUGAAAGGGAAGGAUGUCAAAGACGAGAAGUCGAAAGAAGAAGCGAUGGAAGCGUUGUGUAAGUUGAACUCACUUGAUGAGAUCAUAGCAGAACAGUACGUCUUUGAGAAAGUGACCGACACGAUCAUCACAGAAGGGAGUGGCAUUUAUGCGAUUGAAGACACUGAAAAGGUCAAAAAUAUCAUUCACUGCAAAUUGAACCAAAUUCCAUACAAAUUCUCAUGCGAAACAAAAGAAGAGGCGGAGGUUUGGAAUUCCCUUUUGUUUGACCAGAUCCAACGAUUGAACCACAACGCCAAACAAAAACAGUAA